GAACGCGUGGCCGGCGGGCGCUCAACUUUGUCGCGUGAGGCUGCCUACGUCACUUCCGCAGCACAUACAAACGGGCCCGCCCCCAACGCGACCGUAACCCCGGGAGACGGCCCCGCCAGUCGCUGUCCGGGUCGUCCUGGUCCACCCUGGGUCCUUCCACCCCGCCAGGCCCCACGUGAGAGUGUGAGCGGCCGCUUCUCCGUCCCCGGGAAAGAAGAUGUUAAAAACUACAAGCAACCUUACUGGUAAUGGAUCUUUGUCAGAAAAAUGAGGCUGAUUUAGACAGCAAUGAAAUCCAAAGUACAGAAGAAACGGAGCUGAGCUGCUCUUGUCCAGACGAAAGGAGUGAGAGGAGUCACGUGUGCUGCCUUCUCAGUAUCAGUGACCUGACGCUUGAACAAGAUGGAAGAGCCAGUGAGUUCGUCAUUGGGACUGGCUGGGAAGAAGCAGUCCAAGGCUGGGGGAAGAUUUCUCCAACUGCUUGCAUCUGGCCACGAAAGAAGCUAAAAAAGGCGAGGGUAGGAGAAAGUGCCAACAGCAGCUGUUUACUCUGUCUCAACCUCCCCCAAGGAAGCCUCGAGGCCAGGCCUCCCGCGGGACCCGGGAAAUUGGAGGCAGGGGCUGUAGCUGAGGUAGGCUCGGAGAAGGAUCAGAGCAGCCCCUCCCAGAGUCAGGGGCCUCCCCAGGGCCCCACCACUGCUUCCAGGGAGAUUAGCAAAAUCUACUUUCCCACCUACAUUCAUGGAGAAAAAAAAAGCCUGCAAAUCAAAGAGUUUAUUUGGUGCAUGGAAGACUGGGCCGUCCCCAAGACUGUUAGGGGCAAGGCACCCAGGAGUCCCGGCGGAGGCGCCGACAGAGGGCUCUCCAUCUCAGACUCCCUGACUUCCAAGGCCCUCUUGGUUCUGCCUCCCCUGAAAGCUUCACCCCCAAACGGCUUGGAUAAGAGUAAGAACUUUUUGUUGCAGUUGGGAGAGAAGGUGCCGAGUGUGGAGAAGGAUGAGUGUGUGGUUCGUGCAUAUGGGUUGAAAACCAUUGGUGGGGAAGGUGAAGAGACCCAUAAGCUGGCCAGGCACCUGAAGGUCAAUGACGUGCGGCCUUUUCUGUCUCCAGGGGCCCAGACGUCCCUGCUGUCCGAUCCCGAGCCAUGCUCCCUGCCUGAAAACAAGCAGAUGUGCCUGCCCAGCCCCAGCACCGCUCACUAUCUCACCACCUUGAAGCUUUUGCAGAGGCAGGGGAUGCAACACUACAAAGCUAAGUUCAAAGCCAAGAUGCAGAAACCUCCCGUGAAUACGCAAAAGCAUGGGGUCACGGGGGCCCAGGAGGACGACAGGCCCCAGACGCUGGACAGCAGAGUUUUGCCCGGAGCUCUCCUGCCGUCCCUCACACACUGGAAAAAGAAGAAGAUAAAGUAGGACAGGGAUCAAUUUCAAAUUCAGUCCUAAGCAGCUGCUUGUUUGGGACGCAAUCAUAAAACCAAAUAUUUCACCCAGGACCUGGACAGAGCGUGGAUCACCAUGAGCACUCGGGCGACACAGCGAGAAGAUGCAGAGCUGGCAGCAGGGUCUCACGCAGACAUCCGGGUGAACAGCUCUCUCCUUUAGCCCAAAAGCAAAAAAGAGUUGGUUUGUGUAGAGGUGAUAUAUGUACUUCUGAGAGUAACAGAGUUGCUAUGGAGAUAUUUUUUUCAGCAAGUUUUUCCAUUUUCAGAAAUAUUUGUUUCACUGAUAAACUAAAAAGUUAUCACUUUUAAA
Molecule: messenger RNA, 1751 nt
Organism: Oryctolagus cuniculus (rabbit)
Lineage: Eukaryota; Metazoa; Chordata; Mammalia; Lagomorpha; Leporidae
Gene: C18H16orf46
Product: chromosome 18 C16orf46 homolog
Source: RefSeq, a predicted model, not a curated record